Molecule: messenger RNA, 1557 nt
Organism: Grosmannia clavigera kw1407
Lineage: Eukaryota; Fungi; Ascomycota; Sordariomycetes; Ophiostomatales; Ophiostomataceae
Product: glutamate decarboxylase
Exons: 7
Coding region: 1-1557 (518 amino acids)
Biological process (GO): L-glutamate catabolic process
Cellular component (GO): cytosol
Molecular function (GO): pyridoxal phosphate binding; glutamate decarboxylase activity
Source: RefSeq, a predicted model, not a curated record
AUGGGUCACCUCACCGAGAUCAAGCACAGAGAUGCUACCACUGAGAAGGAUCUCGUCAGCGAAGUGAAGAAGGCGCACCUGCAACUUGCCAAUGACGAUGACUGUUUUACCACGUCCGUUUAUGGUUCCAGAUUUGCCAUGAUCGAACUGCCUCGACACGAACUUGCAGAGACUGAGAUGCCUAAGGAGGUCGCGUAUCGCAUGAUCAAAGAUGAUCUCAGCCUGGACGGUAACCCCAUGCUCAACCUGGCGUCUUUCGUCACCACGUACAUGGAGGACGAAGCCGAGAAGCUUAUGACUGAGUCCUUUUCCAAGAACUUUAUCGACUAUGAGGAGUACCCCCAGUCCGCGGAUAUCCAGAACCGCUGCGUCUCUAUGAUCGGUCGCCUCUUCAAUGCGCCUGUCGGAAGCACCACCGAGGGAGGUUCUAUCGGCACUUCUACGGUUGGAAGCUCCGAGGCAAUUAUGCUGGGUGUUCUGGCCAUGAAGCGGCGCUGGAAGAACAAGCGCAUUGCCGAGGGCAAGUCUUACGAGAAGCCAAACCUCGUCAUGUCGUCUGCCGUGCAGGUGUGCUGGGAGAAGGCCACCCGCUACUUUGAAAUUGACGAGAAGCUCGUCUACUGCUCAGAGGAUCGCUAUGUGAUUGACCCAGUGCAGGUCGUUGACCUGGUCGACGAGAACACCAUCGGAAUCUGCUGCAUUCUCGGCACUACCUACACAGGCGAAUACGAGGAUGUGAAGGCAGUCAAUGACCUGUUGAUCGAGCGCGGUUUGGACACUCCCAUCCAUGUCGAUGCUGCUAGCGGCGGCUUCGUUGCUCCCUUUGUUGUCCCCGGCCUCGAAUGGGACUUCCGGCUGGAGCGCGUCGUUUCCAUCAACGUCUCGGGCCACAAGUACGGACUUGUGUACCCUGGUGUCGGUUGGGUUGUGUGGCGUUCCGCCGAGUACCUCCCUCAGGAGCUGGUGUUCAACAUCAACUAUCUUGGCGCCGACCAGGCUUCGUUCACGCUCAACUUCAGCAAGGGUGCUUCGCAGGUUAUCGGGCAAUACUACCAGUUCAUCCGGCUGGGCAAGCACGGAUACCGUGCUAUUAUGUCCAAUCUGACACGCACUGCCGACUACCUCUCAGACUCGCUCCAGGCCCUCGGUUUCGUGAUCAUGUCCAAGAAGUCGGGUGAAGGGCUGCCUCUCGUUGCCUUCCGUCUUUCGCCCAGCAAAACCCGAGAAUACGACGAGUUUGCUCUCGCCCACCAGCUGCGCGUUCGCGGCUGGGUGGUGCCUGCUUACACCAUGGCUCCCCACACGAAUGGCUUGAAGAUGCUCCGUGUUGUCGUCCGCGAAGACUUCACCUGGAACCGAUGUGACUCGCUGAUUGCUGACGUCAAGCUGAGCAUGACGUAUCUGGACGAGAUGGACAAAGCGACGCUCCGCAAGAUCGACGAAUUUGUCCAAAAGCACCACACGGCUGGUAGCCACUCCGUGCACAACCAUCCAAAGUUCCGCAAAGAAAAGCACUCGCUCCAAGGGAAGACGGGCAAAACCCAUGCUGUCUGCUAA